Mugil cephalus (flathead mullet) is the source of this 3049-nucleotide messenger RNA. RefSeq names its product stimulator of interferon response cGAMP interactor 1 (gene sting1). Gene Ontology annotation, biological process: innate immune response; positive regulation of type I interferon production; activation of innate immune response. The transcript has 7 exons. The coding region runs from base 892 to 2127 and encodes 411 amino acids. Gene Ontology annotation, molecular function: 2',3'-cyclic GMP-AMP binding; cyclic-di-GMP binding. Gene Ontology annotation, cellular component: autophagosome; endoplasmic reticulum membrane. The record is from RefSeq and is a predicted model, not a curated record. Lineage: Eukaryota; Metazoa; Chordata; Actinopteri; Mugiliformes; Mugilidae.
AACUGGUUACUUUUAUAGUGGAGUAAUUCAGUUACUAACUCUUACUUUUUGUGAGAAGUAACUAUAACUAAUUACUUUUUAAAAGGAACGUGCCCAACACUGAGUAUGACAUAUGAACUGAAGUGGACCGAAAAUGAAGAAAUCCCCUGAAGGAGAUAAUAAUGAACAUAAAGCCUCCAGUCACAGGCGUCAGAUUUCUAUCAUGUUUGAAAGCACAAAGCCUCAUGGUUCACGUGGGAACCAUUUCAGGAUACCAAUACCACCCUGCCUCCGUAUAACAGCAGCAGCAACAGAAGUGGUUCCUUAUUUUAUAAGUAAGAACGUUCACACAGCAAAACUAGCAAACUCUCGCUGAAUUGCUGUUUUCACCCAAAUCCGGUGAACAAAAUUCUUUUCAUACCUGCUUCUACUAUGUCAAAAACCGUUUAUUGUCCCUGGCUCCCAACAUGCCGCAGGAAGGGUUUCUACCUAUGAUUUAACGCAGUGUCUUCCAAGGGUUAAAAACUGUACAUCCAGAUCCGUGUAUGAGUUUAACUGCGUUUAGUUGUUAUUGGUGCCACAUAAAUGAAAGCAGCCUGAUCAUAAAAUUGAAUGUUCCAUUGUAAAAAAAAAAAAUCCUGUCAUGAAAAAAAAAGAAUUGCUUAACAGAGGUUCCUCUUUCAUAAUCAAUUGUUCUCAGUAUAUUCAACCUUCCCACUCCCUGUGUGUGUGUGUGUGUUUUUUUUUUAUUACCCUGCCUUACCUUGGAAUACAGUGAGACAAUUUAUAGGAAACUGAAACUGAAAGUGCUUAGAUCACUGCGCAAAAAAUGGGUGGAGAGAAAAGAAGCAGAAAAAGAAUUGCAGGCAAAGGAACCCUCUUCACUCUGGAUUUCAUCAGAGCAGACACGUUAUGAUGCAAUGCCACCGAGAUCAGGACGCUCUCAUCCCUCGGCCUCGGGGGAGUUUGCCCAGGGGAUGUGCUGCAGCGCUCGUUGCCAUAACAGUGGGAGGCAUGAUGCUUUUGUCUCCUGAAAGGUUAUUUGGCUGGGUUGCCAUAGCAAUGCUUACCCUGACCCUUGGCCCUCUGCUGCACGGGCUCUUUCUGCUGCUGGAGGAGUGGCUGCACCACUCCAACACAAGGUAUCGAGGCCGAACGGUGCUGAGCCACAUGCUGCCAGCCUGUGGGCUUGGGUGGAAGACCCUGCUGACUGCGAGCCUGGCCUGCCUCCUGCUGUACCUGGCUGGACACCCUCUGCCACACAAAGGCCAGUGCUGGGAACUCCUUCUCCUGGUCCCUGUUCUAUACACGCUGUUCAAAAGCCUGGGAGUCCUGGGUCCAUCACAGGUGGAGGUGUCAGACAUCUGCGAGGGGAGGAAGAUGGUCGUGGCCCACGGCCUGGCCUGGUCCUUCUACGUGGGCUACCUCCAACUGGUGCUGCCAUGUUUGGAGGAAUCCAUCGCAAAAUUUCGCGCCACACACCAAUGCAGCAACACCUCCUGGGGCCACGGCUCCAGGAAGCUCCUCAUCCUCGUCCCCCUCAACGCCAACAUCUCGCACAAGCUGGUGGACGAGGACAGCAACAUCCGUUUCUAUGACAACCUCCCAAACAACGAGAUAGACAGAGCGGGAGUCCGGGGGCGGGUCUAUAAACACAGUGUCUACAGUGUACUGGACGAGGAUGGGAAGGCCCAUGAGUGUGUGGCGGAGUACGCAACACCUCUGCUGACGCUCUACAGGAUGUCCCAGGAGAGCAGCGCUGGUUUCGGGGAGACUGAGCGCAGAGAGCAGGUCCUGCUCUUCUUCAGGACGCUGCAGGACAUCCUGGAGCACUCUCUGGAGUGUCGCAACCGCUACAAACUCAUCCUGCUCAAUGAUGAGCACGAGAACGACCCUCACUACCUGUCCAAGGCCAUCCUCAGACACUUGGACCAGCAGCAGAAAGAGGAGUUCUGUCUCACCCCACCUCCUCACCAAGAGGUGGCGCGCCCGUUCCCCAACGCUCCGAACGGCCUGCCGACCCCGGUGCACGUCAACGGCGACUGGCACCGCCCGGAGCCAAUGAGCAGGGAGCCCACGCUCAUGUUCAGCCUGGAGCCACCGCUGCCUCUGAGGGAGCCUGUGGAGGACACGCACAGUUUCCGCUGAGAAUCAUAAGCUCGGACACAGAGAGAGACACAACAAUACGUACUCUGCCUGACCAACGAUCACUGGGUUCCUCUAAUGUUUUACUAUUCUUUUGCAGACUGACAGAUUAGGGAUAGAAAACUAUUAGUAAUCUCUUGACACUUUUAGAUUUUUUUUUAAAAAACUUUUUAGAGACUUUUAUAGAUGUCAAAAUAUGCUGGUGUGUGAGGUUAUUUGACAAAUGCGCACAUUUCCUUAGAAGAAGAGAACCAACCUGUGACAAGAGACACCAAGUUUGGUCACUGACGGCACAAUUAGCACAGAGUAGAAUACAUUACUGUCAAACUGAUCAAUACUAAUGGCAAUUUCACUGCCUGGCUACUAUAUUCAGAGAACGUCCUGGCCCUAAACUGGAGGGAAGAGUAGAUUAGUGCAGUUGAAGACGCUGGAUAAACUGUGCACCUUUCUCCUUUGGGGAACAGGACGUAAUUAAUUAACCUUCUGGAGCAGAGCAAAGGUUGCGCGACAUCCUCUUAUUGCUACCUUUUUUCAUACGGCAGCCUGAUCUCUGCGGUGUCUUUUUAAUUCAAUUUUUUUUUUUUUAAAACACUCAGUGAUCUUUUUUAAAGCUACAGCAGUGAAUUAAUGUGACAAUGCAUGCAAAAGCAGGCACAAACUCUUCUUGAAUAAUAAAGAAAACGAUCAUUUCACUUCAUGUAAAUGGUUAAAAAAAAAUAUGCAAAAAUAAAAAUAAUGUUUAGCAAAAAUGGCAAGAGUGAGUAUCUGGGAGAGGAUAACUACGCAAGCACGGGCGGCAGGACGGCUGAAAUGAACACAGCGCGUUUGACAAAGAAGAAAGAGAAGGAAGAGAGAGAUGUGUUUUAUGGCUGUCCAAACAAAAGGAGCUGUCACAAGACACCUGGCGCGGAGCUUGUUUAUCUGA